CAGCUAAACCUAAGGUCUGGGAAAACUUGAAAAGGUCAUGGAAAAAGUCAUGGAAAGUCAUGAAAUUUGAAGGGCUCAAAAGAGUACGAACCCUGCUUUAGAAUGAAAUCAGCAUGUAUUUACAGACAUUUGUCCUUGAAAGGUUAUUUGAUACUGUUAGUAAAUUUGGUAAUAAUUUAUUUUUGUAGAAGACCAGAAUUUGAUGCUGCUGCCCUUGAAAACAGAAAUCAUCUGCCAAGCUUAGAUUCACUCAGAUGGCGAGUUGAUGUUGCAAUAUCCACCAGUGCUCUCAACAGAGUGCUUGAGCCUUCAGUGCUAAUGGAGCUUAAACUUAGUGAUGGAAAAAUCCAUACAUUUGAGGUAUCUUUGUCCAAAUUUCAUGAAUUGAGGUACAAUGUGGCAUAUGUGUUGAAGGAAAUGGAGGACAUUGAGAAGAAAAGCAUUUUAAAGAUACAAGAUUAACAGUGCAGUGUAGACUUCCUGUAGGUUAGUCAGGUAUUGUUAGUAGUGACUUUCUUUCCUUGAUUGUAGUUAAUUAGUUUAGGUUUGUGGUCAACAAUACAAUGCAUUCUUMCAUGGCUUUARUGUCUCUUUUGAAAUAACAUGCGAAGGAGUCUUGUGUUAGCUAAGGGUGUUUGAGGUGACCAYKGCAUGUGGUCAAGUUCAUUAGCUUGGGUUAACCUGUGUUGGUCACUUGUAAAUGUGAGCUAUAACAUACUCUGAACAAAUAUUGAGUACCCUGAUUGAACAAAUUAAAACACAUUAAUUGGUUUUAACAACUGGAUGGCUGGGGAUUGCAGGCCUUUCUGGUGUAGAACUGUCAAUGUUCUUGGGAAAAUUCUCUCAAUGAAAACAAAUUGUAAAACAGAAAAAUACACAUCAGCCCCAAACAUCAACAGAUUUAUUCUAAAAAGUAAUUUUAUUGAUUAAUAACUCUUUUGCACCUGCAUUGUAAAUAAAUUAAUGAACUUUGCAUGAAAAAGCGUUUAGUGCUACAUAUUACAUAGCUUUACAUGUUAUGAUCAUGCAAAGCUAUGAUAAUGUUGGUAUCACCAAUGA
This is a messenger RNA of Orbicella faveolata, 1059 nucleotides long. Its product is annotated as COMM domain-containing protein 5-like. Gene Ontology annotation, cellular component: nucleus. Lineage: Eukaryota; Metazoa; Cnidaria; Anthozoa; Scleractinia; Merulinidae. The record is from RefSeq and is a predicted model, not a curated record.